AUGGACCCUGACAACAUGUGUACAAUUCUGGACCAGGCCAUUAUUUUUGACUGUGCAGAUCUAAGAAGCAAAUGCUUAAAAUUCAUCACCAGAGAAUCUAAACAUGUAUUGAAAUCGGAUUCCGUUCGCGACAUUACAAUGGCGGGGCUUAAAGAAAUAGAGGAACUUUGUCAGUUCAAUGCAAGUGAAAUCAAUAUCUACCUCGCUUGCAAUCAAUGGGCGUCUCAAAGGUGCGCAACUGCGGGAAUUCAACAAACGGGUCGAGCUAUAAGAAAGGAGUUGGGUGAAGAAGUUAUAAGCUUGAUAAGAUUUCCCGCCAUGACGUUAGACGAGAUGAGCGAUGUUGUAGCACUGGACGAUGUCCUCACCAAUGAAGAAAAAGUAAGCGUGUACCGAACAAUUAUUAAAAGGCAAAACGUUUCACAAUUCAUCGACGAACCAAGGAAACUUGCAAGCAAGAAAUGCAUGUUCUACAGGUGUAAAACUAAAGCAUCCACAUGGGCGUAUAACGGAGGACAAGAUGGUUUGAGUUUCAUGGUAUCAGAGGACUGCGUCUUGAGUGCACUUGAUAUGUUUCUGCCCGAGAUCGAUGGGGCUGUAGAAGGAGAUUUAGAGAUACUCGAAGGCACCUCUAUUGUGCACAAACAGAAACUAAAACUAGCCUAUAGUACUGGUUUGAAGCACGAACUCGUUCCCUUAGGAACUGACAUCACAUUGAGACAGAGAUUGAUUUACUCCGUGAGGCAGCGAGUGAAUGGGCCGAAUGUACACAUGUACUACCUGACGGAACCACGAGUUAGCGUUAAUGGCGUGACCCUGACAUUUUGUGAUUUAAAGGUUGGAACGAGCGAUAAUGGAACGUCGAUGACGAAUGGUCAGUUUUACGGAUUUGAAAUGAAACUGUUCGUUGAUGACAAUUGCGACGAGCAAGGAAACAUCCUAUAA
This is a messenger RNA of Dreissena polymorpha, 945 nucleotides long. RefSeq lists its product as uncharacterized. The transcript has a single exon. Lineage: Eukaryota; Metazoa; Mollusca; Bivalvia; Myida; Dreissenidae. Gene Ontology annotation, biological process: neurogenesis. The record is from RefSeq and is a predicted model, not a curated record. Gene Ontology annotation, cellular component: cytosol. Bases 1 to 945 code for a protein of 314 amino acids.